Messenger RNA from Peniophora sp. CBMAI 1063, 2871 nucleotides. The record is from the annotation of a GenBank genome assembly. NCBI's taxonomy places the organism in Eukaryota, Fungi, Basidiomycota, Agaricomycetes, Russulales, Peniophoraceae.
AUGUCUGACUACGGUACUGGCUCCAGACAAGAGCGAAUUUCCCACACGUUUCUGGCUUCGGUCUUCUUGGAAGAUCUCGAGGAUGAGGAAGAUCUCGAGGAUAAAGAAAAGAAAGGAAAGACACCUCUGGACUACAUACCGACGUUCGAUGCUAUACUAUGGGAGUUGGCGAGGUCUGAGGACAUCACGGCGUUCUUGGAUGCUAUCCGUACUAUAAGGUCUACCACCCUUCGGCGUUCCGAGCGCACGAGGGGCAAGAUUGACUCUCGUUCGUACGAUAAACUGGAGAAAGCUUUGCUAACAGCCAUCCUUACGCAUCCCGACGAAUGGCAAAUGCGCAUCUGGAGGUGGACACGCGAACUGCUGAAGAUGCGCACAGAGUUCGAGGAUGGGGCACGCCUGUUCGUGCAUGCUCUACGCAUGUCCGCUGUGGCCUCCUCAGAGACUCUGCUCGAGGUACCAGCUGAGCUCAACAUUGCUGUGAGGCAGUAUUUGUAUGAGGAAAGAGAGGCUCUCAAGGACAAGUACAGUGCCAUCUGGCUUUCGAAGGUUGGCAUGCAGGCUAGUACCGACGACAACGACACAGGAGAACUUCUGGAGCCCGAAAUCCCUCAUGACAGCCCUGAUGCUGGUGACGCCCAGUUUUCGUAUGACUGGACCCGACCUGAUGCUCUGGACACGUUUGAGCUCAACAAGAAGACUACAAAAUCUUUCCUUGACGCGUUUAAGUCGGUUCCUGGUUUCCUGCUCCGUGUCUGCCGUCACUGGUGCCGCAUCCUGCGGGACUACUUCACGCAAGCCAUACAACCUGAGACUACGCAAAAACAGUCGGCAUGCCUCAAGGCUGCCGCUGUAGAUGUGUUGGUUGCGAUGAAGAUAGCUCCACCAUCUGACGUCGCACGGUCUGAAGAGUGGCGAGACGCACUAGUGGCGAGUGGUCUCGCUGAGUUGAUGCAGAAGCUCGAUAGCGACGACUUUUUUGCUGUGUGGGGACUUGAUGUGAAGAAGUUGGGUGUGGCUAUGCGCAUCGAGCUCAUGCGCGCCUCGUGCGUUCACCAGUGGAGGGAGCAAUUCAAGGCAAUUUGGCAGGAGUGGACUCCGAAAAGCGCGGCGGGACUAUCCCCACUGGCUGCUCCGCCUAACACUGGCAAAACGCUUCUGGAACACUACAAUGAUCCCAAGAACGCGUCAGAUUCCACAGCCAAAGUUGGCUAUCUUCGAGUAAAGAACAAGAGGUUGAACCGGGAGCAUUCAUUCAGGCAACAAGCGAAGCGGCGCGAGGCUGAGAAGAAAGCGGCAAAGGCGGCAAAGAACACGACUACAAGACCCUUGGCGUUCAAGCCCAGCCCCUACAAGACGUAUAGGGAGUUGACCUGGGGUGAGGCUUUAUAUGUCUUCUUGUCUGAUCAUCCAGAAGCACUGCCGUCACGAUUCAACAUGCAAUUCACCUACUUCCUUCUUGACCUGGCAAACUUCCUGCGGAACUACGAGGAAUGGAUGCGGGCGGUUCUUCGUGAAUAUGGUCUCUAUAUCCCGGAUGAGCAGGUUGUAGACACGUACAAUCAACUGAUGCAGCUGGAUAAGAAGGAUGUGGAGCUUGGUUUGGCACCUCGUCUGGAACUCACGCUGCGUCUGUCGCGCGAGCUUCGAAAGCGCCGCAGCACCUACGUGAAGAAGGGCAAGGUUACCUUGAAAGAUCUGAAGUCAAUGCCGGAGGUGAAGAUCCAUCCUGUGACAAAGAUGGCAGAUGGCCGGUUAGAGUUGGUGGAACGUAAUGGCUUCAGUGUUCAUCCCCCAGAGGCACAGCUACAACCUAAGCGCCCAAAACCGCCUGCAUCGACGGCCGCCAAUACCCCCACUAAUACGUUUACGCCUACCAUAUACGACCCGGUCAAAUUUGGGCUUAUCAAGAUUGAUCAGCGUGUAGACAUCCUAGAGAAAUAUCACCGCGACGUUCAUAUCCUGGUUGAGGAAGGCACAGAGAAGAUUGUUGCCGGGAUCAUCUACAAGGCUUACCAGGUCGUCGCGCUCCGAGAGGCACUCAAGCAUCAUGCUUUAGUCUCUCUUCACCCUGGUCUACAACGCGGCAGCAAUUUCGCGCCUUUCGCAGUCGGUGAUAUGGUGGGCUCGGGCUUCCGUAAAGCUAGCGGAGGCGCCAGGGGAGAAGGUGCUAAGGGGCCUCAAGGCAUGCUCAGAAGCAACGCGGAGAAGAGCGAGAUGGAUGGCGGCAACCAUGACGUCGAGAUGAUGUUCGCACAUACCCAGGACGUCGAGGAGAUGUUCAUUACCGUUCAGAAAUACGCUCCGGAAGUCGCGCGCGAUAUCCAGCAUGUCUCGGAUGUCAAGGGUGGAGACAAGAGCAUGGGCUUCAACGGUGCGAGUGCAUACUACUGCACAAACUAUGUUUCCCCACAGCACAAGGAUAAAGACAAAGGUUGGUCUUUGUGCUCUCAGAUCUCGAAGGAUUUGGCGGCGGCUGGAGGCAAUCCCGAGACGGACUUCAACUUCGCGUUGACACACUGGGGAAGAUAUUUUGUUACUAGGCCUAACAGUGUGUGGUGGUUCCACAGCAACGAGAUGCAUGGUACCAUCAUGCCUGCUCAGUCCACCAUUGACCGUCUUCGUGAGCUGGUCAAGAUCGAACGGCAAGCUGUCCGACGCACUCUACGUCUUCGAGGAGGAGCUGGGAUACUUGCCGGCUUACUGCCAGACCGGGAUAAUACUCCUGGUUCAGUUGGCGUGCAUGUCACAAACCGCCGGAGGGAUGUUGCCCGAGCGACCCACUAUGCUGAGGUACAGCAGGCUACUCGCACCCGACACGCGUACUGGCAAGGUCGCAUCUCACGAGCACGAGAAGGACAGACGGCGUGA